This is a messenger RNA of Styela clava, 880 nucleotides long. RefSeq names its product proteasome activator complex subunit 3-like. Gene Ontology annotation, biological process: regulation of proteasomal protein catabolic process; positive regulation of endopeptidase activity; regulation of G1/S transition of mitotic cell cycle. Gene Ontology annotation, molecular function: endopeptidase activator activity. The record is from RefSeq and is a predicted model, not a curated record. Lineage: Eukaryota; Metazoa; Chordata; Ascidiacea; Stolidobranchia; Styelidae. Gene Ontology annotation, cellular component: proteasome activator complex; nucleoplasm; cytoplasm.
UAUUUCAUUAAUUUACCGAAACCCAUAUGCUGCUAAACUAAUACUAAAGAAGAUGGAAGAUUUCAAAGAUCGACUGAGACGAGAAACUGAAUCACUUUUUAAAACGAUUUUCCCGUCCAAAUGCGAGAAGUUCCAUAAAUUGGUUUAUGAUCCAAUGUUGGGACCAGAUGCAAUGCUGGCUAUUAAUAUUACCGUAAAUGAAAGCUGUAAAGCACUGAGAGAAGAAAUAAAACAACGGGAGGAAGAAAGUAAAAAGAUAAAAGAUCGGUUUUACACCCCAGCUCAAUCGGACAGCGAACUUGACGAUUCCAGCGAAAGAUGUCGAAAAUUGAAGAGGAAGUUGAAACAAGAUCGAGACGACGACGAAGAAAAAGAAGAUAUUGAUCUUAGCAAUAUGGAAUGUAACAAACAUAUAAGUAAGAUAAUUGACGUUCUCAAACCGGAAGUUAGAGAGUUAAUUGAAAGUUGCAAUACUGUGAAAACCUGGGUGCAACUUCAGAUACCUGAGAUUCAAGAUGGAAAUAAUUUUGGAGUCGAAGUUCAGGAAGAAAUCUUAGAAGAAGUGAGAAAAGUUGAGGACGAUUGCAACACAUUUUUGAAAACUAUUUCUGUAUACCAUUUGACUCGAGCAGAAAUGGUUUCCAAAUUUAUAAAAUUUCCAAGUGUCGAUGAUUACGUUUGUUCGUUGGAACAGCUUGAUGCAAAAGAGUUCGUGACAUUGAGAUUGAUUGCCCUAGAACUCCGCAACUAUUGUCUCGGAUUACUGGAUCUUUUUGAAAAAAAUAUGGAGAAGAUUUUAACGCCGAGGGGAAUAAAUAACGUCCAUAUGUUGGUUUAUUGAUGCAUUCGCUUGAAAACUAAUACAGAGUAUUUAAAAUAA